Messenger RNA from Phacochoerus africanus (Common warthog), 4929 nucleotides. RefSeq names its product zinc finger protein 496 (gene ZNF496). Bases 608 to 2368 code for a protein of 586 amino acids. The transcript has 10 exons. Gene Ontology annotation, cellular component: nucleus. Lineage: Eukaryota; Metazoa; Chordata; Mammalia; Artiodactyla; Suidae. Gene Ontology annotation, biological process: regulation of transcription by RNA polymerase II. Gene Ontology annotation, molecular function: RNA polymerase II cis-regulatory region sequence-specific DNA binding; DNA-binding transcription factor activity, RNA polymerase II-specific. The record is from RefSeq and is a predicted model, not a curated record.
CCGGGCCGGGCCGGGGGUGUCGGAUGUCACCCCCAGCGCACACCUCGGCCCGGGGACGGAGGAGCGAACCACUGAGAUGCGGAGACCUCCCCGGUCCUAGAGCGGAGCAGGAAGUGUCCCAGGGGAGGGAGCCGGAGGGCUUCGGCCUUUCCUUUCCUCCGCGUCCGGCGGGCUCCAGAGGCAGCCAGGCCUGCACGGCGCGCCAACUGGGACGCGGCGCGGCGGCGUCUCCAUUUGCUCCUACUUCUUCCCUCCUAAGCGGAGCCCUGGUUUUCUGGAUGAGCAGGAGACGGGGUCUCGGCUAGCCAGGAACAGUCUGGCCCUUGCAGAGAACCCGCCUCAGGAAGGACACCCGGGAGACCGCGCUGGAAGGAUGAGGAGCUGCUGCCUAAGUCUUCCGCCGCAGCAGGAGGGAUUUGAGUCAGACGCUGGGAAGGAGUUCCAGGCUGUGAGCUCAUUUUGUAAAGGUCUCAAGGACAAGGACGGUGACUUCGGCUCCAAAGCCUCAAGGUAGCGGCCUUCUCAUCUUGUCCGUAUCAGGUCCUUUCCAGGAGGACCUGGCCACUGAAGGGUCGUCUUCUGCUGCUGACCCCCAUCAAAUCCCAUCAUGCCCACAGCCCUGUGCCCCCGAGUAUUGGCUCCGAAGGAAAGUGAGGAGCCCAGGAAAAUGAGGAGCCCACCAGGAGAGAACCCUAGCCCCCAGGGUGAGCUUCCCAACCCUGAGUCCUCCCGCCGCCUCUUCCGACGUUUCUGCUACCAGGAGGCGGCGGGCCCCCAGGAGGCCCUGCACCGCCUCUGGGACUUGUGCCGGGGCUGGCUGAGGCCUGAAAGGCAUACCAAGGAGCAGAUCCUGGAGCUGCUGGUGCUGGAGCAGUUCCUGGCUAUCCUGCCCCUGGAGAUCCAGGGCUGGGUGCGGGCCCAGGAACCUGAGAGUGGCGAUCAGGCUGUGGCUGCUGUGGAGGCACUGGAACGAGAGCCAGGCAGACCCUGGCAAUGGCUCAAGCACUGUGAAGAUCCCGUGGUGAUUGAUGAUGGGGACAGCCCUCCAGACCAGGAGCAGGAACGGCUGCCAGCAGAACCCCAGAGUGACCUUGCAAAGAGCCUGGACACCCAGCCCAUGGCCCUGGCUCAGGGCCCUGGGCUUCCCAGCAGACUCUCGGGACAGCUCAGCGGGGACCCAGUUCUGCAGGAUACUUCUCUUCUUCAGGAAGCAAGUUUGAGGGAUGCACAGCAGGUGACUGCCCUCCAGCUGCCCCCGAACCGGGUUUCUCCUUUCAAGGAUAUGAUCUUCUGCUUCUCAGAAGAGGACUGGUCCCUUCUAGACCCUGCCCAGACUGGCUUCUAUGGAGAGUUCAUCAUUGGGGAGGACUGUGGGGUCUCACUGCCUCCAAAUGACCCAGCUGCCCAGAUGGAUCUCUCCCAGGGAGAGGAGAAUGAGCCACGUGUUCCGGAGUUGCAGGAUCUCCAGGGGAAGGACAUAUCCCAGGUCUCCUACUUGGACUUUCCAAGCCUCGAGCCAUUCCAGGUAGAAGAAAGAAGAAAACGAGAUGAACUGCAGGUACCAGAGUUCCAGACCUGCCAGCAGACAACCCUCCCUCAAAGCACCUGCUCAGCUGGAGGUGAUGCACCAUUUGCCGAGAACAGCCUGGACGAGGAGGUGACCAUCGAGAUUGUUCUAUCCAGCUCUGGGGACGAGGACUCCCAGCUCGGCCCCUACUGCACAGAUGAGCCGCAGAGCCCCACGGAGAAGCAGCACAGCCUCCCCACCUCCCACCGGAGUGGCAUGGAGGCAGGGAGUGAGAUGCAGACCUCCAAAAAGUCAUAUGUGUGCCCGAACUGUGGCAAAAUCUUCCGCUGGAGGGUCAACUUCAUCCGGCACCUGCGGAGUCGCAGGGAGCAGGAGAAGCCACACGAGUGCUCAGUGUGUGGGGAGCUAUUCAGUGACAGCGAGGACCUAGAUGGGCACCUUGAGGCCCACGAGGCCCAGAAACCUUUUAGAUGUGGUGCAUGUGGGAAGAGCUUCCGCCUCAACUCCCACCUGCUCUCCCAUAGGCGGAUACACUUACAGCCAGACAGACUUGAGAUAGUGAAGAGGAGAGAGCAGGUGGCAUCGGGGACCGUGGGCGGGGACUCUGAUGAGCUGCUGGCAAAGAACAAGGCCAAGCUGCCCUACCAGUGCUGUGAAUGCGGGAAGGUGUUCCAGCGGCACGACCACCUAGCCCGGCACCUCAGCAACACUCACAUGGACAAGCCCCGGCCCUUUCAGUGCCGGUACUGCGUCAAAAGAUUCUCCCAGAACUCUGACCUCCUCCGCCAUGAGCGCCUGCACAUGAAGCGCCGGUCCAAGCAGGCUCUGAACUCCUACUGAGUCAGGGGAGCAUACAGCAGGUGCAGCCCCAGCCUGGGUAGAGUACAUUCCACUCACACUUGGUACUGACUGGUUCCAGACUCCUCCCCAGGACUGAGACCACAUCCUCCUGCCCUUCACUCUCAGGUAGAAAUGAGGUAGUGGCCUGUUGAGCAUUUGUUCUGUCUUUGGAGGGUGUGUCACCACCAGCUUUGACUUAAAGAACCCCUUCUAGUGCUUUCCAGGCGCUGGAGGGACUGGGAUGCCCCCUACUGUGGUGACCCCUUGGUGGGGUGUCUCUUCUUGCCAACCGACUUUUAAUACACUCCUAUCCUGGGGUCUGAAGACCACUGCACUUCCUUUCUGACAGCAAGAAGCUGCAGAUGAGGUGAUGGGCUAGGAGGAAGGCAGUAGGCGAGGAGGUCCAUGGGCACAAGGGCAGCAAGGACCAGCACACCAAGCUGUGUCAUAUCAGAAGUCUGAGUCCCGGUCACCAUCUGGUCCAUAAGAACCCGUGGAAACUAUGGCCCUUUCAAGGCUUGGAAGCUUUGGUAGGGAGCUUUAUAGCUUCUGGCCAAUUGGAAACUGUUGUACCUUUCAUUUGUUAUGGUGGCUAGUUAUGAGGGAUUGUGAGCUCAUUUAAGGCAAAGCCCACAUUUUAAAUUGUUUGUUGGCACACACUCCCCAAAGUGUCCUUUUUUUAUACCCUGAAAAAUCUUGGUAUAUAUUUGUGGGGUAGAAGCAAAGUCAUCAUCAUUUGAAAGACACUUAAGUUUCUCUUCCCAUUUUGUCAUAUCUAGGUGAUCAUUUCCCAAUGAAUGAAGGGUUCUUUUGUGUGGGUGAGCUGAGCAGAGAAAACAGAACCUUUGAUGAAGUCAUGCUCUACAUACAUAUUAACUUGGUGUGCCAGUUGUCUUAGUUCAUUAGGGCUGCUGUAACAGUACCAAAAACUGGGUGGCUUAGAACAACAGAAAUUCAUUGUUUCAGUUCUGGAGGCCAAAGACCAAGAUCAGGGUGUCAGCAGGGUUGGUUUCUUGAGAAGGAAGUUCUGUUCCUUGCCACUCCUUUAGCUUCUGGUGGUUGCUGGUAAUCAUUCAUGUUUUCUUGUCAAAGCAUCUCCUCAUCUCUGCCUUCAUCUUCACAUGGUGUUCCUGUGUAUGUGUCUGUCUCCAGAUUUCCCCUUUUUAUAAAGAUACCCAGUCAUAUUGGAUUAGGGCCUACCCUACACUUCCAGUAUGUUCCCAUCUUAACUAAUUGUAUUUGCAAUGACUCUCAUUCCAAAUAUGUUCACAUUCUAAGGUACUGGGGUUAGGACUUCAAUAUGAAUUUUGGGAGUUUCAGCCCACAAUACCAGAUAACCCUGAGGUGCUGUCAUUCCUGAUUUACAGAGGAGUCAAUACAAACUUGAAUUAACUUACUAUCAAUUCCAUUGCAAGCAGGAUUGAGAUCCUAGCUUCCGCUCCCAGGAUGGGUGUUGUCUGCAUAGUUGCCUUGAAAGUUUAUAGCCUGGAGUUCUGAACUAGGAGUUACCACUGGUAAUGGAACCUCAAGCAGUGAAAACCAUGGUAUUGUUCUUGAAAGACUGGCAGUGUUGGCUAGGCUCAAUGAAAAGAAAGCACAGAGACUGGAGUAUCAGUGGCUGAAUUAGAAGGCUAGCCACCAGGCAUGUGUUUUAUAUUUGUAUGUCAAGUCCCAUUAGCAGGCAGUAAGGCUGGGCAAAUGAAUGCAAGGCCCUUUGCUCCUUAUCACCCACUGCAUUUUCACCUCGAGACACUGCUGUCACAAACUCAAAAGAGUUCAGUGUUUUAUAAUUAUGAUUACUGUGUAGAUGCAUCUAUAUAUCCAGGAACAGUAAAUGCAAUAAAAUCAUUUGGUCAUACCCUGAACAAGAAAUAAACUGUCGGGGCUUUUCGUUUCUAAAUACCUUGUUUCUAAAUCUUGGAUUGAUUAGCCAGGAAAGGGAAAAGUAGGAAUCUUGAAGGCCAAGGGAGGGGAAAAUUCCAAAGAGAAGCCAGAUUCUGUUUAUCCCACCCAUCUGUGCAAUUUUGCCCAAAGAUUACAUUAAGAGGAGGGGAAGUUAUGAAUCCACCCACUUCAGGCAUUUGUCUAAAAGAGGACAAAUGUACUCAGUGUAUUUUACCUGUAAAAUCAGAUCAUAAGUGAGAAGGACAAAGGGAAUGUAAUAAAUGAAACCUAUGAGGGGGCUAUGCAAAUACUGUGAGGGAGUCCCCAUUCACUGACAAACCUGACCAAGUUACUUAGCUAAUCAGGUCACCUUAUGCCUGGAUUCAGAAACCCUACUGGGUCAUGUACCUCAAAUCCUGGAUUCUUCCCAUACAGAAGAAGCCAAUGGGGGUUACCUUCACUUGGAGAAAAUUCCAGAAGACAGGAGAGCUCACCCACUUGGUCCCUUCUCACCCUCCCUGGGUGACUGGGCAGACAGGCCAGCUAUGUCUCUACCUUGCCAUGGACUUCAGAGACCCCAUAUCCGAUAAACAUCUGUCCUCCUUGUCCCUCUGAUCCGUUGGAAUUGUUUCCAUAAAUUCACAGGUGCAUAAUAAAGAUUGGACUUGCUAAAUUAA